CAUUGAGGACCUAGAUCUAUUACUACCAUUGUACAAAGUUGUAAAUGCAGUUAAAAGAAAAGAUUUAACCGUUCUUAAUUUGAUCUGCUCAGAACUUGUGGAGCUCUCUAACGUCUAUGCUCAAGCAGUGAAAAUGGCUGUGGUUGUUACUGAUGAUGUUGCAGAAAGUGAAGAACUUGAGAAUCUAAAAUCAGACAUUGUGGCACUGACACGUACAUUAGUUCAAACAGCUCAAGAAACAGCCAUGAGUUCUGUUACGAGUACAGACAGCAUCUAUAAGCAAGCUACAUUGUUUUCCGAUAGGAUCAAUCAAAUGCGCAAGAUUUUGCUUCCUAUUGCAGGAAUUUGGUAUCAUGCAAUCUGUGCCAUAUUCCAAAGUCAACCACAAACAGAUGCAACACAGGAAAUCCGUUAUGUCAUGGGUGCAUGUGCAGAUAUUGUAGAGCUUGUUAUAUUUUCAGAUAUUCAACAAGGUAAACAUCAGGAGAGGAUCACCACACAGAGCAAACUCCAGGCAGCUCAGGUUAAUGCUAAGCUUCUCACUGGAAUGGCCACUUCCGUACCUCCUGGAUCUGAUCAUUUAGAGGCCUCAUCUAUUCUUUGGGCUCUGUCCAUCCAGGUUCUGCUAAAUUCUAUUGAUAAACUCCUAGGGGUCUCAGUGGAGGGUGGAACAAGUCCCCUCAGAUGUCAUAGGUCAUCCCUGCAAAAACGCUUAUCGCUGAUGUCAGAAAACUCAGUGCGGAUCCAAGAAGCAUCGAGAUUGUCCUCCUUGAUUUGUAAAAACACCAGCACAGUUAGGAACAUGAGGGAUCUUCAACAGGAGGUGAGGAGUUUCACUGAAGCCUACCUUCAGGCUGCUGAGAAUCUGAACACUGCUCCCCUUGCUAACCUUCAGCAGCUCGCCACGACUGAAUUACUGAAGAGAACACUUCAAGUUAAGGUGAAGGUCUUGUCUGCUCAUCUCAGUAAAGUAAACAAAGAAUACAUGGAUGCCUUUCAACAUCUCGUUCACCUGGCAGUUUUGGCCACCGCUGGAAAUGGUUGCAUUGAAAACAGGGAAGCAGCACAGCUGGAAUUUGACAAAUGUGCUCAAUCACUGAUAGGUGACAUGAAAGCUGUAAGUCAGAAGGUCCAAGACUGCCUUAAUUACGUCAGAGACCCCAGGGUUCGUGCUGUUUUGAGGUUUACUAAUGAGCAUCUGUUGUGUCAAAUGUCAGGCAUUGUAAGUAGAGCCAGAAAAAUGGUAGACAGUCAGAACACUUGUGACCUACCAGAUCUGGAGAUUCACAUGCAGUGUUGGUCAGCCAACGCUCACUUCCUUGUGGUGGAGCUAAAUAAAGUGGAGGGCAUUCAUCCAGGAAUGAAACAGCAGGUCAGACUUGGCCUGCAGGGUAAACAGCCCUGGGACAUGCCUGCAGAAAUAUCCUCAGCCCCGGUUCAGGAAAGAUGUCCUUUGACAACUCUAGCGGCGCCCAGCUCAAUGGAUUCUGCAACGAACAUCUUGGAACAAAAGAUUCAAAACCCCCCGGAAGCAAAACAGCCGAAAAAAGAGGGUGUCACCCAGCCUGUGACCACAAGAGCAGAGCCUUCUUUCAUCUACACAUCUCUCCGUCUGAAAAGAGAAAUGGACAAGUUCAGUGUGCACAAUAACCAGGUUGUUCAUGUGACGGAAGCCAUAGCUGAAAAGAUUUACCAUAUGGUUCAGUACCUGAGGAAGAAAGGACCUAUACAGGGGAAGGAGGCUUUUGUCAGCACAGCAAAGGACGUGAUCUCAAGCUGUCAACGGGUCACUCAGUUUAUUGGAUUUGUUACUGAACACUGCCUGGACCAGCAGUGCACGGAUGAGCUCCUCCGUAUCACGGAAUGCAUUUACACCACCACCAAGCAGCUCACCAUCAUCUCCAGCGUUAAUGCAGUGACUCCUGGGUGCAGGUCAUCCGAUGAGAUCCUAGUAAAGAAUGCACAGAACCUGCUCCACAUAAUACUCCAGGGGAUCCGAGCAGCAGAGGCAGCCUGCAUCAAGGGCUUAAAACAGCCAGAACCAAACUCAGAGGGUACAGAGGCUGUAGCCCUGUGUUUCCAGUGGAGACAGAACCUUAUGAUCCACCGGGCCCAGCAGAACUCCAGCCUGGAGACCGAUGACUUGGGACUUCGCAAGAUUUGCCCACAUGAGGCGGCUCCAAGUCUAGCACCAGUCAUUCCAAUGCAGGAGUUCUACAGGUGACCACAAUCUAAGCCAAGCAGCCUAUAGCCAUCAGUCACUCUCAAUGAGGAUACAAUUAAUACAAAAUUAAGGAUAAAAAUUAAAACACAAUGGGGCAUUACUUUACUAGACUGUCUAACGAAGUUCCCACCGCAGAAGG
Messenger RNA from Scleropages formosus (Asian bonytongue), 2363 nucleotides. RefSeq lists its product as uncharacterized. Gene Ontology annotation, molecular function: actin filament binding; beta-catenin binding. Gene Ontology annotation, biological process: cell migration; cell-cell adhesion. The record is from RefSeq and is a predicted model, not a curated record. The coding region runs from base 134 to 2224 and encodes 696 amino acids. The transcript has 5 exons. Gene Ontology annotation, cellular component: adherens junction; catenin complex. NCBI's taxonomy places the organism in Eukaryota, Metazoa, Chordata, Actinopteri, Osteoglossiformes, Osteoglossidae.